This is a messenger RNA of Dermacentor albipictus, 900 nucleotides long. RefSeq lists its product as uncharacterized. The record is from RefSeq and is a predicted model, not a curated record. Lineage: Eukaryota; Metazoa; Arthropoda; Arachnida; Ixodida; Ixodidae.
UCUUGCUCUAGGGAUAUGCUUCUUUUACAGUGUCUAAACGGAACGUUGAACCUCUGCGGACUAACUCGGCAUGAGCGAAAAGUCGCCUCCAAGGCACUUGGCAAGUGCCUCGUGUCGUCGUUGUCCACAAGAAACUUCUUCACUGUGCUCUUAGGGCUGCUGAGAGUUGGCCUGCGAUUCGCCUUGCGAGUUGCCUUUCCUGGCUCCACUUCCGUGGUGUAUCCAUUCUGGGUACGAGUCAAGAGCUUCUUCAGAAGGAAGAAGCAACCCGAGCCAAGCACAAUAAUUUUCACUACAAGACCCUGCAACGACACAGUUCCAGUUUUUUUCCCGGAUUUCCUUGGAAUCGCUGAUUGCGUUCAUCUCGAACACUUCAUGUGCAGCAGGUCAGGCCAGAUGGAUAUUGGAUCGACGUUGGUGACUUCAGUGCUGUCUAUGGUCGUGUGCAUCCUCAAGAAGCUGCCAUUCUUCAACGUGCUACGGCUACUCCGAGAAGUAGUGUGCAACUUAUUGACCCUGGUGGCCAACUUCUUCAAGAACAGUAAACGCUUGGCCUUUAUGGCACCUCUCAUGGAACUGGUUCAGAUAAUCUUGCAAUGUAAACUUGAAGAAGCCUUACCUACGCCGACAAUGUACCCACCUUUGCCGACAGAAGUGGCCCCAUCUCUGCCAAAAGAGGCCUUGCCUGGGACGAAAGAGGCCUUGCCUGUAACGAAUGAAACCCUUCCUGUACCUACAGAGGCAUCGCCUGUGCCUGCAGAGGCAUUGUCUGUGCCCGCAGAAGCCUUAUCUGAGCCGGCAAAUGUCUCACCUUUUCCAUCAGAGAACGGACUUGCGGGGAACCCGUCGGUUUAAAAGUUGGUCAAUAAAGGCGCACUUACAAACGCUAGCAAAUGCAAA